AUGAUCGUGGCUUCUCUGCCGCGAUCGCCCACAGCCACAGUCCUCCUCGCUUCGUCGACGCUCCUCCAAAUCGCCUCCAGCCAUGCGCUGCCCCGAGAAACAAAGACCAUCGCCGUGCGCGAGUUAAGCGUGGUGGCAUGGCCCAUCGUCGCAACCCCAGCGCCAAAGCUAUCGCCAGCGCUUGCUUCAUCGCCCGUCGAGCAGCUGCUACAGCGGGACUUCAACACCAUCUGUGGCUGGAUAGGGGGCGAUCCCAACCUGCCAGCCACGUGCCUGGCGGGCUCGCACUGCGCCGCCGACACCGUAAACAAGGCAAUUGGCUGCUGUCCGGACGAGGGGCCUUGCACCGAGGGAAUCUUCACGGGCUGCGUCGACGUCAACAGCCCGCCGCAGACAGAGCUCAACCCUUACGUCUUCACGUGCACCGGCGCUCAGGUGUGCUACUUGAACCACUUUGACGGAGGCUUCUCUCAGUUCGGAUGCGGCUCAGUCUCGCAGUUGGCGACGACGGUGGCUGCCACGGCGCUGAGCCAGCUCCCUCUGGAUCUGAGCCGCGUCUCUGUGCAGCUGACAGAAACACCAACCAUUCUAUCCACGCCGACGACGAUUGGAUCUCGGACCGCAAGCAAGACCACAUCCAGCCGGAAAACCAAGACGACAAGCGGAUCCAGCACCUCUGAGACGGAUACGUCUACGAGCACGGGCACAGGCACAGCAAGCGACUCAUCUUCAACCUCCACUUCGACUUCGACCCCUUCAGCGCCGACUUCGAGCGGCAGCUCAAAAGCAGGGCCAAUCGCAGGAGGCGUAGUUGGAGGUCUCGCCGGUCUUGCUCUCAUCGCCGCCCUGGUUUUCUUCUUCCUGCGCAAAAGAAAGACCAGCCCUUCUCAGUACAUCACGCCAUCAACUGAGAAAUACGACGGCCCCGAUUCCCGCGCCAUUCCUCCCAACACGGCUCUUCUAACAGAAGAAAGGGGCUUCAACGGCUACGAAUCUGAACUCGCCCCAAUGCCGCAAAGGCCACCAAGACCAAGCGAACCCGCCCCCCAGCUCGGCGAGCUCGGCCUGGCCGUGCCCAUCGACACCGGCUACGGCAGGCCUUCAGACGAGAUCCCUCUCACGGAAACGGUGCCCAAGCCGCCACCAGAACCCAUUGUGGAGGAAGAUCUCCGCCCAUAUAACCCGCGGAGAAGAGGCGAUGGCGAUGGUGCCUCGUUCUGGUCGCAAACAAGAUCGGAGAGUCGGUCUCGAGGUCGGCCGUGGGUUUAG
Molecule: messenger RNA, 1269 nt
Organism: Trichoderma asperellum CBS 433.97
Lineage: Eukaryota; Fungi; Ascomycota; Sordariomycetes; Hypocreales; Hypocreaceae
Source: RefSeq, a predicted model, not a curated record